This is a messenger RNA of Trichomonas vaginalis G3, 264 nucleotides long. RefSeq names its product Major Facilitator Superfamily. The record is from RefSeq and is a predicted model, not a curated record. Lineage: Eukaryota; Parabasalia; Trichomonadida; Trichomonadidae. The coding region runs from base 1 to 264 and encodes 87 amino acids. The transcript has a single exon.
AUGGCAUCUGCUGCAUAUCAAGAAAUAUCGUCCAGACUGAUACCUCUGAAAGGAAUAGAUAAAUCAUCUGGUGUCACAAAAUACACUUGGGCUGGAUACCAAUAUGGAUUGUGGAUGUUUUGUGCUGCAUCAAUUCUUUUCUCUGCAAUUAUCAUUGCAAUCACAAAGGAUACAACAGCAUUCCAGCCGAAGACAAACGAAUCUCAUUACGAAGAAAUAGACCCACCAACAGAAACACCUGUUAACCAAGGCGAUAAGCUCUAG